Hipposideros armiger (great roundleaf bat) is the source of this 800-nucleotide messenger RNA. RefSeq names its product cathepsin L1-like. Lineage: Eukaryota; Metazoa; Chordata; Mammalia; Chiroptera; Hipposideridae. Bases 1 to 516 code for a protein of 171 amino acids. The transcript has 5 exons. Gene Ontology annotation, biological process: proteolysis. The record is from RefSeq and is a predicted model, not a curated record. Gene Ontology annotation, molecular function: cysteine-type peptidase activity.
AUGGCAGAACGCACCGGUCAGAUUUUCAGAAGAGAUCCUCUGGCCUCCAAAGGAGAGUUUAUGGAUUAUAGACCUGGGGAUGGGGAUGGGGAUGAGGAGCGUGGGAAGUGCCACAGUUUGAAACUUCGAGAUGAGGAUGAAUCCUGCAAAUACAAGCCUGAGUUUUCUGCUGCCAAUGUCACUGGUUUUGUGGACAUCCGUAAGCAGGAGAACUCCCUUAUGAGGGCAGUGGCACGAGUGGGGCCCAUAUCUGUUGGUAUAGAUGCAAGCUAUAGUUCCUUCCAGUUUUAUAAAAAUGGCAUCUAUUAUGAACCACAAUGCAGCAGUGAAGACCUGGAUCAUGGUGUUCUGGUGGUUGGCUAUGGCUUUGAAAAAGCAGAACUGGAUAGAAAUAAAUAUUGGAUUGUCAAGAACAGCUGGGGUACAGAUUGGGGCAUGAAAGGCUACAUAAAGAUGGCCAAAGACCGGAACAACCACUGUGGAAUUGCAACCAUGGCCAGCUAUCCUAUUGUGUGAGAUGACGGUGAUAAAGAGAGAUGUGAUUAAGAACAGAAUACCCAGAGGAGAAAUUUUAUCUUAAAACUGACCACACCUUAUCAUGGGGGAUAAAACACUUGAAUCAUUGAAGAUCAAAGUGAUGAUCUGAAUUGUGUGACAUUUUACACUGGUAAAAUGUUACCACUUCUUUAAUUAUUGUGUAAACAACUUUGUAUAAUUGGCUUGCCUAGUAACUUUUUUAUUAUAUUUUAAAAAGAUGUAUAAAGUUUUACCUUUUAAAAAUAAAACUUAAUUUCAAAGUA